Ustilaginoidea virens is the source of this 1470-nucleotide messenger RNA. RefSeq lists its product as uncharacterized. Bases 1 to 1470 code for a protein of 489 amino acids. Lineage: Eukaryota; Fungi; Ascomycota; Sordariomycetes; Hypocreales; Clavicipitaceae. The transcript has 3 exons. The record is from RefSeq and is a predicted model, not a curated record.
AUGGACCCCUCAACGACUCUAGUUACCUUUUUGCUUGAAACAGAUCCAGCCGUCAGGUCGGUCCAGCUGAUUGGCUCGUGGGAUAACUUUUCCACAUGGUACAGCAUGAAGCCGGACACGCGACGCGGGCGAGGUCAAUGGAGAGGCUGUCAUUCUCUUAAAUGCACUACCCCCCUCAACCAGUCUUCUUCUCACCAACCCGCCAGACAUGGUGGCCUGACGAUGGGCGGCACAUACUACUACUAUUAUGAAGUAGAUGGUUCAACAGAGAUAUACGAUCCCGCUCAGCCCUCUACCAAUGCAUGCCCCUAUCUGCCCGGCCAGACUGUAAACACCUUGGAUGUACCCGUCGAGCAGACUUGGAGGAACCGCAGCGCUUCAGUCAGCUCCCUCCACAAGGAAUCGUUCAUGACGUUGGACCCCGAAGCUCGCUACGUCACCCCGAUACCGAAACCAGCCCGCUUUGCCAAUGGUGCACCUGGACGUCCGGGAUCUGCUUCAUGCCUCCUCUCUGGCCGCUCCGGAUCCGCAGGAUGGGGUUGGAAACGACUGUCCCGCAGAAAGGCGGCAGUGAGCAGGGAGUCGGAGAAAUCGGCCACGCGUUGGCGCGACGUGGACGCUUUUGCGUCGCUCUUUGCAUGGCCGUUGCGCAAUAGCGGGCCGCCGUCUCCGGCGGAGCGUCGAGGUACAAGAGACGUCUCGCCCGAACCGCUGCGAGGAUUCCGGGAGGACGAGGCACCUCUGCCGCCGGACCCCUUUAUGACGCAGCUCCCACCUCCAAACUCGGCGGCCGAAGUUGCUGGAAGACUACAAGAGGAAAACCUCGCCGCAUCCGCCGCAUCCGCCGCAUCUGCCGCCUCAGAAGCUCAGAUUUCCGAAACUCGCCCCUCUUCGCCUCCACUUCAACCCUCACUUGGCAUACCUUCAGAAGUACCUGCCGCUGCUUCCGACAUCAGCUCCUCAAUGUCGACAAUCCAGCACAGCAGGGCCAAAGUUGAGGAGAGGGCUAGAUUGUGCGAACAAGAGCAACUACGCCAGCCUCUCAGUUCCACGGUCAUGGAUACUGGGCCUUGCGAGUGGUCUCCAGCAAUGUCCACGAGCACAUUCACCACCUCGACGUCUCCGCAGUCCCUAACAGAAGGGCUAUGUUCCUUGUACGAUUCAAACGACGAUGACGACAUGCUAUCAAAUACCGAGAGCGACCGCGUGCCCUACUACUCCAAGCUGGAGCAGCCGACAGCGGGACCAUUCAGAGGUUACAGUCUGCCGCGCCACAACGAGGCGGACAAAACCCCGGGCUCUGCCGGUCGUCGGCUGAACGACCUGGACACAGCAUUGCUUGUCAGUGGAUGCGACCCCGCAACGACGGGUGGCUCAGGUUUUCUCGGAGGGCCCAUUGACAAUGGUCUAGACGAUUUUGCCAGCGAACUCGGCUUGAUGGUGAAGCUUAUUGGGAGCGAGAUGCACUAA